AUGCCGCCAAAGCGAGUUCGAAAGCCACGCGCGAAGCCAGCAAUACUGAAGCCAGCAACGCCUCCUCCCACGCCACUGCCUCCGCCGCCAGUUCUGACCAACCUCGAACAGACUUAUGAGGCUUCAAACUGGCUCUAUAGCGCCAGCUCAAUUCGGCAAGUCGCGCAGUCUCAAGUCAUCCAGGCUGAGGUCGAGUUGGCGAUGCAUCGUCGUGUAAUUGAGAGGGAUACAGAAGCGCAGUCUGACUUAGCGGCGAUCCGCGAGAAGGUCAUCGCUGAUGAGGAGUACCUCAAGGAGGCACAAAGCAGGCUGCAGGCCGCUAAGGGUGAAGAGAAUGCAGCGAUCAAGAGAGUCAGCAAUCUCUACGCAGCACUGUCCGGGCGUGAAAAGGAGGAAUACGACAAGACUAAGGGUCAAGGACGCAGACUCGAGAAGAGAAACGCUGGCUUACAAGCUCAAGUUGCCAAAGACCAGCACCGCCAGUCUCAGCGUAACCAAGUCGAGGAGUGGUAUCAGUUGACCGAGAUCGCCUUCGAAAACUACUCACAGAUCAAGGUUUUCCCGACACCACCAGCUCUGUACCACUGCAACAAGGACCAAUGUCGCCGAUCUGUCCAUGCGGCCAAGUUCGCUCUCGGCAUGUGCUCAUGCGAUCUGAAGGAAGUCUUCCGGGUAUAUUCAACCUACCACCAGGACUUCGAUCCUAAUGAGGAGAGGAAGAGAUGGCAUCCAGAUUUGUUCUCGGGAUGUCAGGACAAGCGGAUGAGAGAGAUGGCGGAGGAGAUUUUCAAGGUAUUGGGAGAGAUGAAGCCGAAGCUCCACGAGGUAGGCUGCUCGCUAUGCGACAAUUUAGAGGGCUUCUGCAAUAAGUAUCGCGCUAAGUUACAACUUCUAAAGGAGGGUGAUCUAGCUAUCUCCGACCGCUAG
Pseudocercospora fijiensis CIRAD86 is the source of this 927-nucleotide messenger RNA. RefSeq lists its product as uncharacterized. The transcript is spliced from 3 exons. The record is from RefSeq and is a predicted model, not a curated record. Bases 1 to 927 code for a protein of 308 amino acids. Lineage: Eukaryota; Fungi; Ascomycota; Dothideomycetes; Mycosphaerellales; Mycosphaerellaceae.